Molecule: messenger RNA, 3627 nt
Organism: Blepharisma stoltei
Lineage: Eukaryota; Ciliophora; Heterotrichea; Heterotrichida; Blepharismidae
Source: the annotation of a GenBank genome assembly
AUGUCCUCUCCAAAUGCAAUCCUUCAAAGGGAAGAAAAUUCAGAAAAAGCCUUAUCCCCAUGCUCAUUGAAUCAAUUAUAUCGUUCGAUAAAAUAUGGGGAUUAAAAUAUUUCUUAAAAUAAGCUGCAUACUCUUUUAAAUGAGACUAAACAGUAUGGAACUAAGCCACAUUUGCAAAUUUUGCUAGAGAAUCAGUAUCAGUUCAUAGAGGUGUGAAGGGAAAUAUUUCAGGACUUCACCUAACUUCCCCCUCCGUAAGUGAACAAAAAAAUUUUGUUCGCUCACAGAGGGUCAACUCUCUUUUAAAAAAUUCAAAUAUAAUUUUGAUAAUAAAAUUUUUUUUGGAAUUUAAAAAAUCGCAAUUCGUAAAAUUGGAAAGUAAAUAUUAGUUUAAUUUGUAAAAUUAAUUAUAAAAAAUGCAAGCUGCUUAAAAUUAAACAAAAUAAUUAGAGUUUUUCAUAAUAUAAAUAAUCACUUAUAUAUAAAAAUAUUUUUUAUAAGAAAUUUUUAUAUUAAAAUUUUUUGUCCACCAAGGAGAGUGGAUUUUACCCAAAAAAUAAGGAUUUUCCAAUGGUUUUGUACGCUCACGGUGUGGCGAGAGUUAACGAACUGAAAUUAAUAUCAGCUAAAUUUAGUUUUAGUGAGCAUGUGAAUUUUGGCAAAACUUGUUCGCAAACCAAAAUAUUUGAGUGCUAUUUUUUAGUUUUUCCAAGCGCAAAUUUCUUCAUUCACCAAGUUUUUCCUAAUGUGAAGUUAUUUAAAAAUACCUCCCUACACACCUUCACCAGCUAACAAGAUUAUUUGUCAAUACUUCCUUGUAUGAAUAGAAUCAAAAAUGUUUAUAUAGAUAGGCUAUAACUGUUAUACAUAUUUUAUCAGCCUAAAUUUUUUUCUAUGAAAAGUAUUUUAUGACCUAGCCAAAAGAGAUGGACUAUGCAAUAUAUUAGAAAUUACUAUAAAUCUCAUAGAAAUUGCAUAGAAGCGAUUAUUUGAUAAUAUCUCUAAUAAAUAUUAUUAUCAAAGAUAAGUAGUAAGAUUUGGAGUGAGGCAAGAAUGCGGAUUUUGUGCUUGACGAUCAAUAUCGUUUCAUCAAGGAUGGGGUGAGUUAAGAAAAACAGUGGAACUUUUGCACGAUAGGGUUGGAUUUUAUGCAUAUUCUUGGAAUUGCUUUGCUCCAAUAAGCAGUUCUGAUCCAUAUUCUUAUGUUAAAUAUUCGAUUUCUUUUUUCCGAUCUACCUUUGCCGAAACAAUACAACUGAUUUUGCUCGAUCCCAACUCUGAAACUCAAGAUAUCCAAAAAUUAUUUUGUUUUUCUGAAUAUACAAGAAACAUGAAAAAGUCUGUUACUACACGAUUUUUAAAUACAAUUUAUAUUCCACAAAAUUUAAUUUAUAGCUUUGCCAAUGAAAUUGACAAUCAUGUCCAUAUAUACUAAUUGCCCGAGGAUGGCGCUAUCUUGCGCCAUCCUCUGGCAAUUGAAAAAAUGGUCCCACACCGGAAUUGAGCCCACGUGUGGGGCCCAUUUUGGUGCGUGGAAGUCGAUGUUCUACACACACCAAAAAAUGGCCCCACACGUGGGUUCAAUUCCCAGUGUGGGGCCAUUUUUGAAUUGCCCGAGGAUGGCGCAAGAUAGCGCUAUCCUCGGGCAAUUAGUAUAGCUAUUCAACAGGCUUUCAAUGACUUUUUAGCAAAUAAAAGGUUUGAAAGAGCAGCAACUCUAGCUGAUGCUUAUCAAGAAAAAAAUCCAAAUAUUGCACUUGAAUUCCAAAAUAGAAUUGUUGAAGAAGUAAGCCCUAUAUUGCAUAAAUUAGCCAAAGAGUCAUAUUUAUUCAGUGCUUUUGAUCAAAGUUUAUCAAACGACAAAGACUUAGAGGCUGCAUCAUUUAUUGAGCAUAUGCCUGUAAGCUUCAGAGACACUCUAAGUGAAGUAUACCACCAAAGCCAAGAAAAGGUAAAAAUCCAGCAACAAGAAAAAGAACUUCAAAAAGCAAAGCAGAUUGAACAAGAAAUUGAAAUUCAAAAGCAGCAGCGAACUCAAUUAGCAACUGUUUUUGAUGGAUAUAGAAAAAGAGACAAUUCUAUUGAUUCCUUUCUGUCAUUCAUAGAACAAGACACUGAAGCAAGAUAUUUUAGAAUUGCAGAUAAAGAUAUUCAAACUGAGUGUGAUUUGUUUGGAGUUGAUUUUUUUAGACCUCUUUCUUUUUCUAUGCUAUUUAAUCCACAAAUAGUUCACUUACAAAUUAUCAAGUUUUAUCUUGGGGAUGAUGAAUUGAUCCUUUUAGCUGAAAUGGUAAGAAGAAAUAGAGUUUUAAGAAUCUUGGAGUUUCAAAGCAAUCUCAUUGGAGAUAAGGGAGCCAUUGCUUUAGGAAAAGUGCUAGAAUUGAAUUCUUGUCCUAGUCUUAGUAUUCUUCAUUUGGAGCAAAAUCAAAUUGGCGAUCAGGGAGCCGUAGCUCUUGCUCAAGGACUGCGGAAUCACUCUAAUCUCCAAAUACUUCAUAUUUCUAGCAAUAAAAUUAAAGAUGAUGGAGCUAUUGCGUUGAGCCUAGCUCUCAAAGAGAAUUCAGCACUUCAAGAGCUAUAUUUUACUCCCCCUUUUAAAAUUGGAAUAAAUAGAGAGCAAGGUUUACAUUUUUGGGCAAACCAACUCUUUUAAAUCGAAAUAAAAUUUAAUUUUCCAGUAGAAAUUGCUAUAUUCUAAAACAAUAAUUUAUAUGUAAAUAGCUUUGAUGCCCAAUUUUAUGUGCAAAUCAAAAAAAUUGUGUAUAUGCUUCCUAUUAUUCAAAAAUACAAACAAUAUAGGAAAUUUAAAUUUAAAUUUAAAUUUAAUUUUUUAAAAAUUUAUAAAUUUUUCAUAUAUAUUUUUUGUUCGCCGCCUUUAAAUUGAAGCUGUUUAUUAUUAAAAUCAAAGGAGGAGAUUAGUAGCAAUCAAAUUCAAGACGAAGGAGCGACUGCUCUUGGAGAGGCUUUAAAAGUCAACUCUACUUUGGUUGCUUUAGAUGUUUCCUUCAAUCAUAUUGGCAAUGAUGGAUCUGCUAAAAUAGGAGAAGGGCUUAAGUUAAACUCUUCCCUUAAAAACUUGAAUAUUGCAGGGAACAAGUUAGAAAAUAAUGAUUCUAUGGGAACAACGCAAUGAAUGAUGCUUAAUGAUGCGCUUCAAGGUUUAAAUCUCGAUAAAAUUCAUUUUCAUAGUGAAGGAGCUCAAGCCUUACUCCCCCCCCCCCCCUCCGUGAGCGAACAAAAAAAUUUUUGUUCGCUCACGGAGGGGGGUUAAUUUUUUUUUUUUUAAAAACAAUUUAUAUAUAAAUUUUAUAAAAAAUAUUUUUUUUCGAAAUUUAAAAAAAUCCUAAUUUGCAAAAAUUGGGAAGCAAAUAUUAAUUUAAUUUGCAAAAUUUAUGUUUUAAAACGCAAUUUGUUUAAAAUUAAACAGAAUUAGCUCUAGAUUUCAUUAUACUAAUUAUCACUUAUAUAUCCAAAUUUUUUUCCAUAAAAAAUUUUUUCUAUUAAAAAAAUUUUUGUUCACUCACGGAGGGUGGGUUUUUGGUCAAAAAAUGGCGAUUUUUCUAAUGGUUUUGUUCGCUCACGGAGGGGGGGGGGGAGUUAAAAAAAUACUCGACCUUCAAAGAAUAA